This is a messenger RNA of Dujonia railenensis, 2628 nucleotides long. Lineage: Eukaryota; Fungi; Ascomycota; Pichiomycetes; Serinales; Debaryomycetaceae. The record is from the annotation of a GenBank genome assembly.
AUGAAUCUAUUGCUACAACCUCCCAAGUCAAAGUCAACUUUAACAGUAUCAAAUCACCAUGCCAUCGAUACGCAUACCCGUCUGUCACCAGUCACUGAGCUUGCUGUAGAUACUUCAGUAAGCUCGAUACCGUCUCCAUUACCCACACCAUCACCUUCAUCUUCGACAUCGUCGUCUUCUUCCCCAUCCGCUUUACUAGCUGGACUUUUAAAUAGUCGCAGCAACCUAAACGCGUACAAGACUACGCCCUCCAUAUCUAUUUCUUCUUUACAUUCUUUAUCAUCUGAAAGUAUACUGCUGCUGGCCCAGUCUGUUACAUCAAAUUCCUCUACUUCAAUUCAACCUUCCAAGCAUACAAAUCAGUUCAUUUCAAGUUUUAUAGAUAGAUUGAGAUGCCCUGCGGAUAACAUCUACGUUAUAAAUUCAUUACCAGAUGCUAAAGAAUUAUUAGACUUCUAUUAUUCAUCGUCAAGAAAUAGACUACCAAAGGUUGAUGAGUUAUUUCCUUACUUGCAUGGGUUGAAUGGUAUCAAGCAAAAGAUUUUCUUCAAUCCUGAAUUAAAUAGUAAUCAGGAAAUAAACGAAAAGUUGGCUAGUACUUUAGAUUUGAAGGACUAUGAUGAAAAUCGUUUUAACAAAAACGAUGUAUGUCCACCAACCUUAAAUGAGCAUUUCCAUUUAUCGUUUAUUUCAUCGAAAGAAGUUAACCAGAGUUCGAGUGGAAAUGCUUUGAUAAAUUCAAUUUCAAUCCACGACUUGCUUACACCCAGAGAUACUGACCAGGAAGAAUGUUUUAUUGAGCAAAUUUCAUAUCAGCCAUUCGACUUUAUAAAUAAGAUUGACCCUAAGAAUAUGUAUGAACUCAACAAUCGUAAUUUCAAGUCCCAAGUGAAACUAACUGCACCAUUUGCCAACUUUUGCAUCUAUAAUCAGGAUAACGACUAUGGAACCAACUUGGCAGCAGCCAAAUUCAUAUCAAAGUCAAUUGAUGAUAAGAACUCAACCCAAUUAAUCUUUAUUUUAGAUUUGUCCGCAAGUGAUGUCGAAGGAUUAGGUUCAUACUUAGAAAAGAAUUCUGAGUUUUACAAGUCUGCAAUAUUAGAUAAUCCUAUGGAACUGCCAGAUGGUAUCGAUGAAAUUGCAACCUUCAGUUGUAAAUUGUUGAAAUGGGAACAGAACUUAAUUUGGAACUUGAAUUCUAUGAAAUGGUUGCAUCCAAAAAUUUGUUUAGGGACCUUGAUUGAUUUCAACAGGUUAACUAAUGUCGAAGGUGGAGUCAAAAACUCUCCCUUUAAGUUAUACAUUAAUUGUCACCAAAAUGCCCAAUUUCCAGAAUUGUCUCAAUUGAAUGAUAUUUUGCACUCACUUCUGGAACUGGAACUGGAUGGUUACGACUUGGAUGCCAUUUAUUUGGAAUUUCCUUGUUCUGGUUCAUUGUCCAUCUCGAAGAUCACCUUUGAAGAAACAUUAAGCUUCCUCAACGUGCUUAAAAUUAUCCAAAUCUAUGCAUUGAAAAACCACAGUACAUUUGUCUUUUGCUACGAUGGUUUUACUGGAUUAUCACUAUUGGCUAUGUCAAUAGCAUACUUAUUUAAAUUGGAUCCGGAUAAUGAAUUGACUACUGAGAAUGUUUUACUUGACUUACUUACUGAUUUGACCAAAGACUUAAGAUUAUACUUUUUUAAGAAUGAUUUGCUCUUUAUGAAGAACUUAGAAAAGUUUAUCGGUUGGGUACAUUUCGAAAAUAUCUAUAAGUCUAGAUAUUUGAAUAACUUUGAUGAAAUCGAUUACACGAGGAGCUUAGACUUUCACUCCAAGUUGGACUAUAGAUUAAUUUUGAAUUUGGAGCAUAAGAGCAUUUCAAAAUACAGUAAGUACGAGACCCGUAGGUUGAAUGCCUCGAAUGUUGACUGGUUUGACUUGAAUCAGGACAAUAACUUUCCUUCAAGAAUUUUGAAUACUUUAUAUCUUGGUUCCUUAAAACAUGCAUCAUCUAUCACAUUAUUAAAUGCUAUACAGGCUACAAGAAUUGUGUCAUUGGGUGAGAAGCCACUUUGGUUUAAGUAUCUUGACGAUUACCUUGUAUUUGAACAUGAGCUUUCUGAAGAAAAGGUUGGAAAUCGAAAGGUUAUCAGACCUCUAUACACUUACAAUUAUGCAAAGAUCUACGCCAUUGAAUUAAACUCCGGAGCUUCUUCAAUAGUGCUUUCCAAAAUCCCCAACUUGAAGAAAAUUGUUUACAUUUACAACUUGAAAGAUGACGGUAAGGAUUCACUUUUACCGUUACUCACGGAAGUUCCUGAAUACGUCAAGAAUGAGAUACUCAUUGAUACCUUCAAAGAAGAUGAGAAAACUUUAAUUCACUGUAGAAUUGGGGUGUCUCGUUCUGCAACUUUAGUGAUUGCAACUUUAAUGAAACACUACAAGUGGCUGUUAAUCCAAGCUUAUAUGUUCGUAAGAGUAAAGAGGUUCAACAUAAUAAUUCAACCAAAUUUGAAGAUAUUUUACGAGCUUUUCUUAUAUGAAGAGUACCUUAGAGGAAAUAAGGGAUCUAGGACGGUUUGCUGGGAGUACUUAUGCAACGAAAUACAUAAAUUAAAUAACCAUUACCUAUCGAAUUGCUCAUAG